This is a messenger RNA of Vigna radiata var. radiata (mung bean), 1808 nucleotides long. RefSeq names its product ubiquitin-like-specific protease ESD4. Gene Ontology annotation, molecular function: deSUMOylase activity. NCBI's taxonomy places the organism in Eukaryota, Viridiplantae, Streptophyta, Magnoliopsida, Fabales, Fabaceae. The transcript has 9 exons. Gene Ontology annotation, biological process: protein desumoylation. Gene Ontology annotation, cellular component: nucleus. The record is from RefSeq and is a predicted model, not a curated record. Bases 635 to 1543 code for a protein of 302 amino acids.
AAAAAAAAACAUGGUAGGAAAAGUUGUGUAGUGUUUGAGUUUCAAGCACAUUCUUAAUUUCCUUUGGGUCUUCGUCUUAGGGUUUGCACUUCUAAAUACUUAAAUAUCUUUCUCCUAUGGCAUUAAAUGGGUUCUCGAGUUAACAAUAGUGUUCACGCUUUCCAAUUCCAUGAAAAAAAUGAAUCACCUCAUGUUUUCUUCUUGGUUUUCAAAAUUCAUCAUUAUUAAUAUUCCUUUUCGUUGGAAUUAGACAUACUUUUAAAUCUGCGUUCCUUGUUUAAUUUUGAUAUUGUAUUUUUUUUUUUUUUCAAUUUUGCCUAACAGCGAAAGUUAAGAAUGGAAAGAAAGAACAAGAGGAAGAAAGUAAGAAUGGAACGAAGGAACAAGAGGAAGAAAGUAUUGGGCACUGCCACAGCUGGAAGCAGCUUGGAAGCUGCGAUGAGUGAGGCAAUUGAUCCUUCAAGCAGUGAUGCUGCAAACUGCUCAAACCCACAGUUGCUCUAGCCGAAUCCUAGUGUCUUGAUAAUGUAUUAUUCAAUUAGCUAUCAGGGCCAUUGAAAAAAAGCCACCCCUGCCAUUGGAUUCUUCCAGUACUCAACAAGUAAAGAAGGAUGUGAACAAAAUAUCCCAAUCUAUGCUGAUCAAGCUUUAUAACUUUUGUACUCGUCGACCAAAGGCAAAUGAGGAAUUGAGUGUCGUGGUUAGUAUGUUUGGCGUUCACUUAAACCGCACGGAUACCUAUACAAUGAAACCAAAAGGAUGCGUCAGUAAUAUGGUGAUUUUAGCUGCUGGAAAGAUAAUGAUGGAAGAGGAGAAGGAAACAAAUGGGACUGUCACUCGUCAUAUAUUUAGCCCACAAUUUAUGAAUAAGGUAAAAUGUGACUUAAAUCUUUCUAAUGAAGAUAGCCACAAGACUUGGUGUAUUGAUGAUGUAUCUGUAUUCAUCUUGCCGAGUAAACUGGGUUACGAAAUCUAUCAGUGCAAACUGAUUUUUGCACCAACUUUGUUUGAGGAGCAUUGGUCUUGUUAUGUACUCCAGCCAAAGGACAAAACCCUGUACGUGUUAGACUCGAUGCGUGAUACACUCUCAACUAGCAAAAAGAACUUGGAUGAUGCAACGGUAGUGUUGAUCAUUUCUUUUUUCCUUGGGAAAAAUUUAAAUUAUUAUUUUUGUAAAAUUGUUAUCCCUAACUAUUCGUCUGGUCCAACCUAUCAACGGUUUUUUAAUUUAAAGAAACGUCGUUUUGAGGAGCUGCUGGUAUUAAUGAAUCCUGGUUCGACCAAAGAGAAUGUAUCAAUAACACUGGUUUACGCUGAUGUUCCUAGGCAGAAAAACAUUCAUGAUUGUGGCAUCUAUGUGCUGAAGUACAUGGAAAUUUGGGAUGGAUCGGUAAAAUGGCAAGACAAAACCAUGCCUGAUUAUGAAUAUAAAGAAAUCGUGCAGUUUCGGCAAAGCCUUUUGUGUGGAUGGGUUCAACAUCCUAAAAAUGAGGUCAGAGAAGCGAUUUUGGAGGCAGCAGGAAUGUGGGGAAAAUUAAGCUGACUGAAAUUGACCAUCAAGCUGACGUGUUUAAGAGAUUUCUAUUAUAAAUAUUGGUUAAUUUCUUUUAAAUUAAAUAAAGUUUUAAUUUUUACACAUUCGAGAUGCUUAAGAAAAUUGAUUCCUCUAGGUAGAGCUAUAUCUGAUACUGUCUGUUUGCGAUCAGUUAUUGCAAACAACUGGGAUUGUAUUGAAAAUUAUAGAGUUCAACAUAAAUCUUACUAUGUUAUGUAAUGAUGUGAAUUUUAUUAUUAAUGAUUAGAUUGAU